Messenger RNA from Botrytis deweyae, 546 nucleotides. RefSeq lists its product as uncharacterized. The record is from RefSeq and is a predicted model, not a curated record. NCBI's taxonomy places the organism in Eukaryota, Fungi, Ascomycota, Leotiomycetes, Helotiales, Sclerotiniaceae. Bases 1 to 546 code for a protein of 181 amino acids. The transcript is spliced from 2 exons.
AUGCAAAGUAACCAAGGAAUGAUGAGACUAUCAUACGAAAGCAUUUACGAUGAGAUUCUGGCCAAAGCAACAAGCUCACAACACGGCUACACAGAUGAAGAAGUCAACAACGUCUUGAAAGAGAUGCAGGAAAGAUACCAGGAAAGAUAUCCUGGGGAAGGUUAUGAUCUAUAUUUUUGUGAUAUCGCAUGCCCCGAUCAACCCUGGUUGGUCGAAAGUUGGGCUUGGAUACAUUUAUUUCCCGGAGAACCUCGACCUUGGCGCUCAUCAAACCACACAGAAGAAGAGUCAGAAUACUAUACGGCGUUAAAUAGACAUGCGAUAUACUUAUUCCGAGCCACGAGCAAAAGAGCACAAGUUACCGGCCGCGUAGGAGAUUCCGUUUCUGUGGCGGCCCAGCAGUGGGAUACCGAGCCGGUUGUCAAAGAUGAAUCUGAAAUGGAUGCCGAGCCGACGCUAGCUGCAAAUGACGAUAUUCCAAGAAAACGAUCCAUGCCAGCUAAUGAGGAAGCACGAAAAAAGAUUAAAACGAUGAAGGAUACGUAG